UCAAAACAAAACAAAAACACGUGAAAAUAGAAGUGAGCAGUCGUUUGAAGUAUAAGCUGCGAAUAGGCAAUGAUUUCCAGCUUGAAGUCAUUAGUUUUGAAUUAAAACAUUUGAUUGUUAUUUUCUAUUUUGAAUACGAUAAUAAUUCAGUAUGAAAGUGAAAAAGAAUAAAGAGAAAGAACUUAAUCCUUUCGAACUACACAUAAACAAUAAAAAGUUCAAUGUUCUUGGUCGUAAGUCAAAAAAUGAAGUGGGCAAGCCUGGUAUUGCCAGAUCAAAAGCUAUUCAGAAGAGAAAAAAAUCAUUGCUCAUUGAGUAUCAGCUUAAAGGAAAAUCGAAUAAAUUUGUCGAUCGUAGAAUAGGCGAAAAGAAUCGUGCGAUGACAGCUGAAGACCGUGUAAUUGCAAGAUUUACUGCUAAUAGAGUUAAAGCGCAGAAGAAAAUGAAAUAUAAUUUGGGAGAAGAAGAUGACCUCACUCAUCAUGGACAAUCACUUUCUAGCAUUGAAAAAUUUGAAAAACCAAUAAGUGACGAUGAUGACGAUUCCGACGAUGAUCGUACUGGAGGAAAACUAGGAGCUGAUUUUGUCGAUAAAGCUCAUUUUGGUGGAGGCGUUUUGAGUAGAGCUGGUGAUGGAGAAUCUAGUCAUCGUGAUUUAAUUGACAAACUGAUAGCUGAAUCAAAAUUACGCAAGUAUGAAAAGAAACAACUUAAACAAGAAACUAAUGAGCUAACUGAACAGUUGGAUAACGACUGGAAAGAAUUAAUGCCAGUUGUUCCUACUAAAAAUCGUGGAGAACAAGAUCCAGAAGACGAACCUCCUGCAAAGAAAAAAGUUGAUAAAAACUCUUAUGAUGUCCUUAUGCGAUCAUUAAAGUUUGAUGCCAGAGGAACGGCUAGUGAUAAAUUGAAAUCUGAAGAAGUGAUCGCUAAAGAAGAAAAAGAACGAUUAGAAAAAUUAGAGGCUGAUCGGUUAAAGAGAAUGAAAGGUAUUGAUGAGAACGAAGUUGCUAAACACAAGAGUGCGGACGAUUUAGAUGAUGGUUUUGAUUUUGGUGAUGAUGACGUUAAGCCAUUAGCUUAUAAUUCUGAAGGUAAACCUUUGAACUGUGGAGAUCUUAUCAGUGUAAACAAUGAAGAAAAUGUUGACGAAGAUGAAGAAAAUGAUGACCUCAAUGAGAAUGUAGAUGAAGAAGGAAGUAAAGAUGGUGAUGAGGAAGGGUCUAGCGAAGAAGCAAUGUCAGACGAAGAAGAAAGUAAUUUGAAUGAUUUGAGUGAUCUCAAAGAAGAUGAUGAUGAAAACUGUGAAGUGAAAAUAAAUGGUUCUAAAACUAUUGAUGAUAAAAAUAAAACAUCCAAACAAUUUGUUGAAAAGUUAAAAGAAAAAAAAGCUAUAAUGGAUGAAGCAAGAAAACAACUACCGUUUACAUUUAAUGUGCCAGAGGAAUAUGACGGCUUCCAAGAAGUGUUAGAAAACAAAUCAAUUGUCGAUCAAGUUGUUAUUGUUGAACGUAUGAUAAAAGUCAACCAUCCGAGCUUAGGAAACAAUAAUACGUCAAAUUUAAAGAGACUUUAUCCUUAUUUAUUACAACAUUUAAAUGAUACGUCGUGUUCAAUUGAAGGUUGGAAACUGCUUAAUUCAUUGGCACCACAUUUUUAUGAUCUUACUCAAUUUUUCCCUGAAUAUGCUGCCAAAUGUUUUAUCGAUGUAUUAAAAGAAAAACAUACUGAUUUUAUCGAAUCGAAACCAAAGCAGAUAAAUUCAGACACUUUAAUUUUUCUAAAACUGGUGCCUCUAUUAUUUCCAUCGUCAGACUACUACCAUCCCGUUUGUACUUAUGCCGUAAUGAUAGCGUGUGAAUUACUGUUUCUUUGCCGAAUAAAGACUCGAUCUGACAUUUCUUCAAGCUUGUUACUAACGACAAUUUUAUUAGAAUAUGUUCAACUAUCAAAAAGGUUUAUUCCAGAAGUUGUUAAUGUAUUAAGAGGUGUUGUCGGAAUGGCGGUGAUUGAUGAACAGCCAAUUAGUUAUGUACAGCAGUUUAAGCCAAAUAUGAAAUAUUUACUAGUUGGUGAUGCCGUAUUGCCGGCUAACUGGCCAACCAAAUUGGCGAUAAAAGAAAUAUAUAAUGAAAACGACAUUGACACUGAAUUUAAACUUACAGCAAUAUAUGUAACAUUAGACUUGAUUGGGAGAUUUAGCCAAUUGUGUGAUAACAUACAAAGUACCAGAGAAAUUUGGUCUCCACAUCUAAAAACCAUUAACAAUCUUAAAAUUCAAUCAGAUAUUAUAAAUCAACAAAUUGAUAGAGUUAAAAAAGAUUUGGAAACGGUAAUCAAUAAAAAAUUAGAAAAAGUUCAAACUCUGUCAGAUAGGCCUAAAGCAUUGCGACUUUAUGAACCUAGAAUUCAAAAAGUGUAUGAUGGUCGAACGUUUAAAGUAGAAUCUAAGGAGAAGGCUGAGCGAACCAAACUAGUAAAAUGUUAUAAACGUGAGAUGAAAUCGGCCGUUCGGGAAAUAAGAAAGGAUAACAGUUUCUUGUCUAAAUUGAAGUACCAUGAACAAGCUAAAAGUGAUACGGAGAGACGAAAGAAAGUCAAACAGAUUUUCAGUUGGGGUGCAAAUCAAGCACAUGAAAUCAAUAAACUCACCAAGAAGAAAAAGAAAUAAAUUACUUACCUAUACCAUAUUUUGUUGUUACUAUUUCAUGUUUACAUAUUAAACAAGUUGUGCUCGAUA
Molecule: messenger RNA, 2740 nt
Organism: Adelges cooleyi (spruce gall adelgid)
Lineage: Eukaryota; Metazoa; Arthropoda; Insecta; Hemiptera; Adelgidae
Product: nucleolar protein 14
Exons: 14
Coding region: 152-2671 (839 amino acids)
Biological process (GO): maturation of SSU-rRNA
Cellular component (GO): nucleolus; Noc4p-Nop14p complex; small-subunit processome
Source: RefSeq, a predicted model, not a curated record